Molecule: messenger RNA, 2391 nt
Organism: Seminavis robusta
Lineage: Eukaryota; Bacillariophyta; Bacillariophyceae; Naviculales; Naviculaceae
Source: the annotation of a GenBank genome assembly
CCGGUUCCCCUCUCCCCUCGAGCUCUCCCCGGGAAGGAAAACCUCCAACAGCAUCACCACAUCUGCCCGAGACAACUUGAUUUGAGGGGUCCACAAGCAAGGCAGGGAAGUCAUAAGAAACAACAGCGCCGUCGCUCGUUGCCUACCGGUACCCUACUGCUCUGCAAAACCAGGGCAUCAAAUCGGGAUAUCGGGAUCAUUCAAAGAUAUUUUGCUUCAACCAUGAAGUAUUCCGUUGUUUCCGUUUUGCUGAUCUCAGUACCAGCAGUAGCGACUUCAGUUGGUCCCUGUAGCAGUGACGAUCAGAAGCAAUUCCCCUACUGUAACACUAGUCUCCCCGUCAUUGAACGAGCAACCGAUCUAGUUUCUAGGAUGACUCAAGCUGAAAAGAUUGGGCAAAUGGUCAAUAGUGCACCACCCAUUGAACGAUUGGGAGUCCAACAAUACGACUGGUGGACGGAAUGCUUGCAUGGUAUCUCUGGUUCCUGUACCCACGGUGGACGUUGUCCCACCAGCUAUCCCAUGCCUAUUGGACUGGGUGCUACUUUCAAUCUGCCACUCAUCAAGAAAAUGGCAUCACAGAUUUCCAGCGAAGGACGACGCAUGAAUGUGGAGAACGAAGCCCAGCGCAAGCUGAACAGCAAAUGGCAUUUUAUUGGCCUUGACUUUUGGGCAUCCGUAAGUGGAAGUUUGGGGUUCGUCUGUGGCAAUCCAAUUCUGCUAGGGAAAACAAACCUCAACAAUCCAAAUUGGACGUUUCUUUUUCUGGGCAGUCGUUGGGGUAGAGGAAUGGAAACACCAGGAGAGGACCCAUACUUGAAUGGCCAGUAUGCUGUUAACUUCAUCAAGGGCAUGCAAGAGGGGGAGGAUCCACGAUAUCUCAAAACAGUUGCCACUCUCAAACAUUAUACCGCAUAUUCAGUGGAGAACUGGCACACCGACGAUCGCCAUUCUUUCAAUGCCAUAGUGUCCGAUCAAGAUUUGGUCCAGACCUAUCUACCUGCAUUUGAAGUUGGAAUCAAGGAGGGGAAAGCGGGGUCAGUCAUGUGUGCGUACAACGCCGUGAAUGGCAUUCCUGCUUGUGCCAGCUCCUUCCUAUUGCAGGAUAUUCUACGAGAUCAAUGGGAUUGGGAUGGUUAUGUUGUCAGUGAUUGUGAUGCUGUCAGUGAUGUCUUUAACAAUCACAACUACACCAAAGAUCCUGCCUCAGCAGCUGCUGAAUCCUUGAAGGCUGGAUGUGAUUUGGACUGUGGAAACUUCUACAAGAUUCACAUGGCAGAUGCUAUUCAACAAAAUGUGAUUAAAGAAAGUGAUUUAGACACAGCUCUGGUCCGACUCUUUACUGCCAAAAUCAAGCUGGGCGAAUUUGACCCCCCUGGAGGACAACCCUACCGCAAUUAUCCGUCCGAGACGAUCGGACACCCAGAUCAUGUAGAGACAGCACUUAGCUGUUCUUGCCCCAUGGAAGGACUGAAGAAUGCCUUCUCGGGAGAGGUAGUUGGAGUGAAAGGAUGUGAUUUGAAAUCCAAUGACACAACUCAUUUUGAUGAAGCUGUCAAGGCCGCACAAGGUGCUGAUGUUGCCAUCCUAUUCAUGGGCAUUGAUGGUGGCAUUGAGAAUGAAGGUAAUGACAGAAACAGUAUCGAUUUGCCGGGCUUUCAGUAUGAAUUUAUUGAUGCUGUUGCCAAGGUCCAAUCCGAAACUAUUCUGGUGCUGGUGAAUGGUGGGUCUGUGGAUAUUUCUGCGGCAAAGGAGAAUCCCAACAUUGUUUCCAUUCUGGAAGCAUUUUAUCCUGGAAUGAAGGGUGGAGAAGCUAUUGCUGAUGUCCUAUUGGGCAAGUACAAUCCAAGUGGACGUCUACCGUACACUAUGCACAAGAAGGACUUUGUAGAUCAGAUUCCCAUGAGUGACACGAGCAUGACCAAUGGGCCAGGUCGAACCUACAGGUAUUUCCAUGGUGAUGCCAUUUAUCCCGUUGGUUACGGACUGUCCUACACCACCUUUUCUUACAAAACGAAUGCAGUCGAUUGGUUCCUGCAGGAGGAUGGGACCCAAACUGGUGCCAAGUACCAAGUGAAAGUUACCAACACUGGCAACCUUGCAGGGGCAGCGUCAGUCUUGGCGUUCCUCUCUUUCAAGGAAGAGCAGAACUAUUCUAGUGUUGAUUUCUCUUGUCCAUUGUCCCAGCUUUUUGGCUUUGAAAAAAUCUAUUUGGAGCCUGGGGAGACCAAAAAAGUGUUUGUGUCAGCUCAUGUGAGUGCUUUGAAGUGCUUCCAUCGCACUGACCAUGUUCUAAAGAGCCCGUAUGGUUGGUACCAGGUGAACAUUGGGGAUGAGAUGGUGCAUGAAUUCCUUAGCAUGCCAGACAUGGCGAAGCUUGAGAAUGCAUAA